AUGGCUCCCGCCAAAUCGUCCAAGUUUGGAAACCUCCCGCUUAGCACAGUUGGCCCUCUCGACUGCGCUCUUACCGGAACAGCACUUCUAAACAGCCCGACGUUCAAUAAGGGAUCUGCCUUUACGCAAACGGAGCGUCGAGACUUUAAUCUCACUGGACUGCUCCCCGCGAAUGAGCAGACACUGGACCAUCAGGCUAAGCGCGCAUACCAGCAAUAUCUGACCAGAAGCGACAACCUUGCCAAGAAUACAUUUUUAACGUCACUCAAGGAUCAAAACGAGGUGUUGUACUUCAAGUUACUGCUCGAUCAUCUCAAAGAAAUGUUUAGCGUGGUAUAUACUCCGACUGAGGGUGAUGCGAUUCAAAACUACUCGCGGCUUUUUCGUCGACCUGAAGGUUGUUUCCUGGACAUUAAUCAUCCCGAGCGUGUGGAAAGCGACCUUGCACUUUGGGGAACUCCGGAUGAUGUCGACUAUAUCUGCGUAACAGAUGGCGAGGAAAUUCUAGGGAUUGGCGACCAGGGCGUAGGUGGCAUUCUCAUAUCAGGAGCAAAGCUGACCCUUGCGUCUCUAUGCGCCGGUGUUCAUCCCAGCCGCACUCUCCCAGUCGUCAUAGACUGCGGCACCGACAAUGAAGAACUCCUCAAAGACGAGCUCUAUCUUGGUCUCUGUCAGCACCGAGUAAGAGGAAAGCAGUAUGACGAUUUCAUCCAGACCUUUGUCGAUGCUGCUCGGAAACUAUUUCCCCGAGCUUACAUCCAUUUCGAGGACUUUGGCUUGAGAAACGCCAGACGUCUGUUGGAGCUGUAUCGCCCCUCGAUGGCCUGCUUCAAUGACGAUGUCCAGGGAACCGGCUGUGUGACACUUGCAGCCAUCAUAGCCGCGCUGCAUGCCAGCGGACAGAAACUCGGUGACAUUCGCAUGGUCGUCUUUGGCGCUGGGAGUGCGGGAGUUGGCAUUGCAGACCAAGUUCGUGAUGCUAUUGCUACGGAAAUGAAGAUUGAUCAUGAGGAAGCUUCACAGCAUAUUUGGCAACCCGGCUUGUUGACAUCCAAGCACGAGGUCUCAGAUGCCCAGAGAAUAUACGCCAAAGAUGCAUCCGAGUGGAAGGACGAGGGCAACGACCUGCUUUCAGUGGUGAAGCAAGUCAAGCCCAACAUUCUCGUCGGAACAUCCACCGUGCCUGGUGCCUUCACCGAAGAAAUCAUCAAGGCCAUGCACGAAAACUCAUCGCGGCCCAUCAUAUUCCCUCUUUCCAAUCCAACCCGACUUCACGAAGCCAAGCCAGAGGACCUACUCAAGUGGACGAAUGGCAAGGCACUCGUCGCAACGGGAUCUCCCUUUGACCCCGUCACCGGUCCAUGGGGCGAGGACGGAAAGGACAUUACGAUUGACGUUGCCGAGUGCAACAACUCCGUCGUCUUCCCUGGCAUUGGCCUCGGCUGCAUCCUCAGUCGAGCCAAGCUUCUCACCGACCGCAUGCUCGUUGCGGCCGUAGAAGGCGUCGCAUCACUGAGCCCCGUUCUCAAAGACCCGACUGCGCCUCUCUUGCCAGACGUGGAAGAAGUAAGGACCGUCAGCGUCCAGGUAGCAAAAGGCGUGAUUCGGGCAGCAGUGGAAGAAGGCAUGGCGACUGAAAAGGAUAUCCCGUCCAACGACCACGAUCUCGAGGAGUGGAUCAAGGAGCAGAUGUGGAAUCCAGAGUAUCGCCCGCUGAAGCUCGUCAAGAUGGAGGGCGCGACGAGAGCGGCCAAGGGUGAGCUUGGAAAGGCCAUGCCGGGACUGUAG
Messenger RNA from Trichoderma gamsii, 1788 nucleotides. Its product is annotated as malate dehydrogenase (oxaloacetate-decarboxylating). Gene Ontology annotation, cellular component: mitochondrion. Gene Ontology annotation, molecular function: malate dehydrogenase (decarboxylating) (NAD+) activity; NAD binding. NCBI's taxonomy places the organism in Eukaryota, Fungi, Ascomycota, Sordariomycetes, Hypocreales, Hypocreaceae. Gene Ontology annotation, biological process: pyruvate metabolic process; malate metabolic process. The record is from RefSeq and is a predicted model, not a curated record. The transcript has 5 exons. The coding region runs from base 1 to 1788 and encodes 595 amino acids.